Molecule: messenger RNA, 1060 nt
Organism: Toxorhynchites rutilus septentrionalis
Lineage: Eukaryota; Metazoa; Arthropoda; Insecta; Diptera; Culicidae
Product: calcyclin-binding protein
Exons: 2
Coding region: 198-908 (236 amino acids)
Biological process (GO): heart development
Cellular component (GO): nucleus
Molecular function (GO): ubiquitin protein ligase binding; tubulin binding; S100 protein binding
Source: RefSeq, a predicted model, not a curated record
AGACGAAUGAACUCUCAGUGUUUAAAGUCUCUCUAAUUCAAUACCUUCCCCUUACAGAACUAGUGUCAGUUUCGCCAUACUUCCUGGCAGCAUCAUUCUCAGACAAGGCGUUUUCGGAACCUAGAUACUAUCAGCGGUGUUAGCGAUCGUUACUCGAAAUUAUACUAAUUGUUGAUCACUAUCUGCCAGAAGCACAAAUGUCGCAAAAGAACAUUGAUAACCUCUCUUUGGAUCUGGAAGAGCUGAAACGUUUGGCGGAUAUGGCUCAGCGAGCUCACGUCCAGCAGUUGCUCUCCAUUGAUAUUCGCAAAAUAGAAACCGAUAUUCAGUUCCAGAAAGAUCAGCUGAAAGAAAAAGAACAUUCAUCUGAAACACCCAAACCGCCGGCAUCGUUGCCUGGGGAUUGUAAGCGGUAUCGCGUAGAAUUGAAAGAGUACGCCUGGGAUCAAAGCGACAAAUUUAUCAAGAUUUUUGUAACCAUCAACGAUGUUCAGCAGUUACCCGAGGAGAACGUAAAUGUCGAGUUCACGUCCAAUUCCUUUAAUUUACUGAUCGGCAAUUUGAACAAUAAAGAUUACGUGUUUGUGGUGAAAAACCUAUUGAAUGAAAUCGAUACAGUUAAAAGUUACCGUAAAGUAAAAUCGGAUAUGGUGGCUAUCUAUCUGGCCAAAGUGAAACCAACCAAGUGGGCCCAUCUUACGGUAACGGCCAAGCGUUUGCAAGACAUGAAAGAGGACCGAAUGUCGGGAGAGAAAAGCGAUGCCACCGAUCCGUCUGCAGGGCUGAUGAAAAUGAUGCAGCAGUUAUACGACAGUGGCGAUGCGGAAACCAAACGUAUGAUUAACAAAGCCUGGCACGAAUCGCAAAAUAAAAAGAGUGAACUGGAAGGAGCAACCAAUCUCAACUAGAGGAUUAUGUUGGCGAGUGGCUGCUCUCGGAGGAGGGCAUUUCAUGUACUGCGUUAACCUAGUAUUUUUUUUAAACAUCCAAUGGAAAUAUUUGUGUAAAACUUGUAUAUGUAAUAUGAUUGAAUAAAAGUUAGAACUGAUAAACAUGAUAA